AACAUGUGGAGCGCCUUCACUCAUGUAUAGGAAAUUAUCAAAAACGUUCCGAUGGCAGCGUUUUCCUCUUCGACUCCUUCCUUUCCUUCACUGUUCUCCUCCGCUGCUCCUUCUCGCCCCAUGCGCUACUGCGCUAAUUGCUUCAGGCACCCCGCAUAUGAAUCCACUUCCACGGGAGGCUGUGGCUAUGGCUAUGCAUUUGACCUUUCUGCCACUUGCUUUCCGAAAUAUCUCCUAAAGCGAAGGUUCACCAAGACAAUCCAAAAAGCUAGUGCUGUCGCAGUUCCUUCCAUGGAAGAAAUCAAAGAGUACUUGCUUCCGACAUGGUCUGAUUUUGAACUUGGAAUGGCUCCUGUUUACUGGAAAACAACAAACGGUCUUCCUCCUGCUUCGGGAGAAAACUUAACACUGUUCUACAACGCUGCUGCUAAUAGUUUGAUUCCCAACGAUGACUAUGGGAUUGCAUUUAAUGGGGGAUUUAAUCAGCCAAUUAUGUGCAGUCGCGAGCCAAGAGUAAUGACAAGGAAAAAUCGUGGGAAAGCUGACAAUCCCAUAUUUACUAUAAAGAUUCGUGUUCCUAAGCAUGCUGUUUGCCUUAUUUUCUCAUUCACAAACGGAGUUGACUGGGAUGGCCCGUACAGACUGCAAUUUCAACUUUUGAAGAUGUGGAAGAACAGGCCAUUAAGCUUUUUUAAUGAGGGUUUGGCGGAAGAAUUGAGUGUAGACGGUGCUUGUGAGAGAGCAAUCUUUCCGGAUUCAAAUAAAGUAGUCUCAAGUUGUGAAAUUGGAAGCUUAUACUCUGAGGGGGGGGACCGCUGCAAACUGAACCUUGUGCCAGGAUGCAUGGAUCCAAGUUCUCCACUUUUCGAUCCUCUAGCAGACGUGGAUGAUGGGUCUUGCUCAUUGGACUCUGAUUCAGAAGAGGAAUGUAUUGCUAAAGCAGAUGAAGAUAUUGAUGGAUGUUUCAAAUAGUGUUUGCCAGCUCAUGGGUUAUUCAGUGUCGCAAAAUAGUGUAACUUGAUCAUGUUAUCCUGUGUCAUGCAUAAAGCCAUCUUGGAAUUUGCUGGAGCUUGUCAAUAGAUUGAGCGGGCUGCAUAAGCCAUCUUGGGAUCUGCAGGAGCUUUUUACAUUGGUAAAUUUUUUUGCAAGCCAGCUUUGACAAGAUACUCCAACGUACUUUGGUGCUUUUGACAUUGUUGGUCCAAAAUUGAUUUAGCAUGUAUAUGUAUAUAUCUUUUGAGAAAAAGAUAGCAUGUUAUUUAUUUUA
This is a messenger RNA of Ananas comosus (pineapple), 1267 nucleotides long. RefSeq lists its product as uncharacterized. Gene Ontology annotation, biological process: chlororespiration. The record is from RefSeq and is a predicted model, not a curated record. Bases 52 to 972 code for a protein of 306 amino acids. NCBI's taxonomy places the organism in Eukaryota, Viridiplantae, Streptophyta, Magnoliopsida, Poales, Bromeliaceae. The transcript is spliced from 8 exons. Gene Ontology annotation, cellular component: thylakoid; chloroplast stroma.